Postia placenta MAD-698-R-SB12 is the source of this 240-nucleotide messenger RNA. RefSeq lists its product as hypothetical. The record is from RefSeq and is a predicted model, not a curated record. NCBI's taxonomy places the organism in Eukaryota, Fungi, Basidiomycota, Agaricomycetes, Polyporales, Adustoporiaceae. The coding region runs from base 1 to 240 and encodes 79 amino acids. The transcript has 3 exons.
AUGCGGCUCUUGAAGGCGUGGAGACCUGUUCCUUGUACUCCGACAUUGACGCUGACAUCAGUCCCCUCUACAGCCACGGGCUGUGUCUCUACUAUUGAAGAUCACCGAACACUAAAGUCUAGUCCGGCAGGUUUGUACAUUAUAGCACGAGGCUUCCGAGAUGUGUUCGUGGAUGGCGGCGAGCUAUCUAAAGCCACGGGACGCGUAUGCACGCCUCGCAAAACGACAUCUCUCAUGUGA